Messenger RNA from Cicer arietinum (chickpea), 3642 nucleotides. RefSeq lists its product as uncharacterized. The record is from RefSeq and is a predicted model, not a curated record. Gene Ontology annotation, biological process: protein phosphorylation. Lineage: Eukaryota; Viridiplantae; Streptophyta; Magnoliopsida; Fabales; Fabaceae. Gene Ontology annotation, molecular function: ATP binding; receptor serine/threonine kinase binding; protein kinase activity.
GUUCAUUCAUUUGUUUCAACCAUUUAACAAUUUUCUUCAUAAACCAUUUAUUUCCUUUUUUUUUCUGUGCUUUCUUCUUUUCCUCUAUUCUGUCUGAGAGCUUUUCCUAAUAAAACCAUAAAACAAGUGUAUCCAUUCAUCGUUCUCUCUUUCUUUCCUACACUCAAAGAAAAAGAUAGUAAAAGAAAGCAAAAGAGAGAAAGAAAGAAAGAAAGAAAAAAAAGGAAGGGUUUAGCUUAUUCUCUUCCUUGUAUUUCAAGACUCUUUCUUCCUUUGAAGAUGUUUGAUUCCAUAACCAUAAGCCCUUUCACACACACACUUGAACUUCUCACUUUUCUUCCCUUUUUCCAAACGUUCAGAAAACCUUCUUGUGUUUGCUUCAAAUAUAUAUUCCAAACUCAACCUUUCUAAACAAACAACAACAACAACAAAAACAUGGUCCCUUUGACCUUAAUUGUUUUAACUCUGUUUUCUGUUCUGUUUUCCUCUGUUUUUGCUUCAUCCUUGUUCGGUGAUUUCAAUGUCUUACUCUCACUUAAAGAAGGGUUUCAAUUCCCAAACCCAGUUCUAGACACAUGGAACACUUCCAAUUUCAACUCAGUUUGUUCAUGGGUUGGAAUUCAAUGCCACCAAGGUCGAGUUGUGUCGGUGAACUUAUCCGAUUUGACUCUGUCUGGCUCUGUUUCACCUUCAAUUUCAUCACUUGAUAAACUCACACACCUUUCCCUUUCAGGAAACAACUUCACUGGAACCAUUCACAUCACAAAUUUAACAAAACUUCAAUUUCUAAACAUCUCCAAUAACCAGUUCAGUGGCCACAUGGAUUUGAACUACUCCACCAUGGAAAACUUGCAAGUUAUUGAUGUUUACAACAAUAACUUCACAUCUUUGCUUCCAUUGGGACUUAUUAGUUUGAAGAGUAAGCUGAGGUACUUGGAUCUUGGUGGUAACUUUUUCUAUGGAGAAAUCCCAAAAAGCUAUGGAAAAUUAGUUUGUCUUGAGUAUCUGUCACUAGCUGGAAAUGAUAUCAAUGGAAAAAUACCUGGUGAGUUGGGGAAUCUAAGUAACUUGAGAGAGAUUUACUUGGGCUAUUACAACUCUUUUGAAGGUGGAAUUCCAGUUGAGUUUGGAAAGUUGAUAAAUUUAGUUCACAUGGAUCUUUCAAGCUGUGAUUUGGAUGGUUCAAUACCAAGAGAGUUUGGUAACUUGAAAAAGCUUGAUACACUUUACUUGCAUAUCAACCAGCUUUCAGGUUCAAUACCAAAACAACUUGGUAACUUGACUAACUUGGUUUACUUUGACCUUUCAAGCAAUGCACUCACAGGUGAAAUCCCUUUUGAGUUCAUCAACCUCAACAAACUCAAACUUUUCAAUCUUUUCUUGAACAGGUUACAUGGUUCUAUACCUGACUACAUUGCAGAUUUGCCUUAUUUAGAGACACUUGGCCUUUGGAUGAACAACUUCACAGGUGAAAUUCCAUACAAACUUGGUCUUAAUGGGAACCUUCAAGUUCUUGACUUGUCCUCUAAUAAACUCACCGGUGUCAUUCCACCUCAUCUUUGUUCCUCAAAACAGCUUAGGAUUUUGAUUCUUCUGAAUAAUUUUCUGUUUGGACCCAUACCUGAAGGUCUAGGAACAUGUUACAGUCUGACUAGAGUGAGAUUAGGACAGAAUUAUCUGAAUGGUAGCAUUCCAAAUGGUUUUCUUUACCUUCCUAAGCUAAAUUUAGCAGAGUUGAAAAACAACUACUUAUCAGGAACUUUAUCAGAAAAUGGUAAUACUUCAUCUCAGCCUGUUAGUUUAGAACAACUUGAUUUGUCAAACAAUGCAUUAUCUGGUUGUUUACCACAUUCACUAUCAAAUUUCACUUCCCUUCAAAUACUUUUGGUAAGUGGAAACCAAUUCUCGGGUGGAAUUCCGAGUUCGAUCGGAGGACUAAAUGAAGUGCUGAAAAUGGACCUUAGCAGAAACUCAUUAUCAGGAGAAAUUCCAGGUGAAAUUGGAAAGUGUGUCCAUCUCACCUACCUUGACAUGAGCCAGAACAAUCUAUCUGGAACCAUCCCAGCAUUGAUAUCAAACAUACGUAUUUUGAAUUACUUGAAUAUAUCUAGAAACAAUUUGAACGAAAGCAUCCCAAGAUCAAUAGGGACAAUGAAAAGCCUGACAGUUGCUGAUUUCUCGUUCAAUGAAUUAUCAGGUAAGUUGCCAGAGUCAGGUCAAUUUGCAUUCUUUAAAGCGUCGUCAUUCGCAGGAAAUCCAAAACUAUGCGGUUCUGUAUUGAACAAUCCAUGUAAGUUGAGAGGAGGAAUGAAAAGAAGAGAAGGAAAAAAGAGUGGAGAUAUGAAGCUGAUAUUUGCAGUUGGACUAUUGAUAUGCUCCAUAGUGUUUGCAAUUGGAGGCAUUAUAAAAGCAAAGAGAUUGAAAAAGAAUGGAGGUGGUGGUUGUUGGAAGAUGACGGCAUUCAAAAAGGUGGAAUUCACGGUUACUGAUAUACUAGAAUGCGUGAAAGAUGGGAAUGUGAUUGGAAGAGGAGGUGCAGGAAUAGUAUACCAUGGAAAAAUGGGAAAUGGGGUGGAAAUAGCAGUCAAAAAGUUAGUUGGUUUUGGUGCAAAUAGUAAUGAUCAUGGAUUCAGAGCUGAAAUACAAACACUUGGAAACAUAAGACACAGAAACAUAGUCAGACUACUUGCAUUCUGUUCUAACAAACAAACAAAUCUACUUGUUUAUGAAUACAUGAGAAAUGGUAGCUUAGGUGAGGCAUUGCAUGGGAAAAAAGGUUGUUUUUUGACUUGGAAUUUUAGGUACAAAAUUUCAAUUGACUCUGCUAAAGGACUUUGCUACCUUCACCAUGAUUGUUCCCCUUUGAUCCUACACAGAGAUGUCAAAUCUAACAACAUUUUGUUGAGUUCAAAUUUCGAAGCACAUGUGGCUGAUUUUGGACUAGCAAAGUUCUUGGUCGAUGGUGGCGCAUCGGAGUGUAUGUCUUCAAUUGCAGGCUCCUACGGCUACAUUGCACCUGAAUAUGCUUAUACAUUGAGGGUGGAUGAAAAGAGUGAUGUUUAUAGUUUUGGAGUAGUUCUAUUAGAGCUUAUAACAGGGAAGAAACCAGUUGGUGAUUUUGGAGAAGGUGUGGAUCUUGUACAAUGGUGUAAGAAAUCAACCAACGGAGGUAGAAGAGAAGAUGUUUUCAACAUUGUUGAUUCAAGGCUUGUUGUUGUUCCUAAAGAGGAAGUCAUGCACAUGUUCUUCAUUGCCAUGUUAUGUUUAGAAGAAAACAGUGUCCAAAGACCAACCAUGAGGGAAGUGGUUCAGAUGCUUUCUGAAUUUCCUCCACAAUUCUCUUCUUCUUCUUCUUCUUCUCAUUCAAAUCCUACUCUUAAACAAGACCUUUUGGUUUAAAUAUUUAUUCAAAUGCAAAUUUCAUUUUUCUAUCUUCAUGUUUAUGUUUAUGUUAAUGUUCAUUAAUUACAUAUCUUUCUUUGUACACAACCAUAUAUGCAUACAGGUUUAGGAAUAAUAAUUACUACGGUUAAUUACCACUUCUUUAAAAGGAGUGCUCUACUUCAUUCAUUAGGCUCAAACUCAAAAUACUUGUAUUUAUCUUCUUUAAUAUUAAUAUUUAUAUGUCAAAGUUGAUUGUUC